This is a messenger RNA of Eurytemora carolleeae, 1377 nucleotides long. It is a transcript of the gene bonsai, whose product is annotated as 28S ribosomal protein S15, mitochondrial. Gene Ontology annotation, biological process: translation. Gene Ontology annotation, cellular component: ribosome. Lineage: Eukaryota; Metazoa; Arthropoda; Copepoda; Calanoida; Temoridae. Gene Ontology annotation, molecular function: structural constituent of ribosome. The transcript has 8 exons. The record is from RefSeq and is a predicted model, not a curated record. The coding region runs from base 10 to 1032 and encodes 340 amino acids.
UCAGACAGAAUGUCUCUUUUACAUUUAGUCGGACGCACUGCUGCGUCUUCUUUCCUUAUCAACAAUGGAUCAGUAGGACGGAUACAAGUAAGAUUUAGAUCUCGACGACUCUGCGACCGCUUGGUGAAACCUGCAGAUAAGACUGGUAUUCUCCUGGGUAAAGUUAACACACGAGCAGAUAAAACUAUCCCCGGAGUCUCGGAUAAAGUUCAUCCCAUCCUCGUCCAGUGGAAGAGACCAGUGAGAGUUGAGACUUGCAAUCCAGAAUUAUCCGGUGAUAUCGGAGGUUUAGAACAUUUUGGCGAGGUUGACCAGACCCAGCCUCCGCUGGAGCUGGAGGGCUGUAAGGCCCUGGCCGAGGCUGACGCUGUUGUUCAGAAAAUUUUAAGUCUUGAAUAUAGACGGAGACGAGAUUCAAUGCAAAAACUAAAAAGAGAUCUAGUAACGACGGUCCGUCAGCACCCCCUGGACGACAGUUCCCUGGAGGUCAAGAUUGCGACCCUUACCGUCAAGAUUAGAAAUUACCACAGAGAUCUGGUCGAAAGAUAUCCUUACAAGAAUCAACCUCUCAAGCACAAUAUGACUGCUUGUAUUGCGUUGCGCCGUAGACUAUUAGAAAUACUCCGUGAGCAAGACUACCGUAAGUUUGAAUGGCUGCUGGAGAAACUAAAUCUAUUUUAUAAACCAGUUCCUCAUUAUGAUGCUUUUGCUGUUGGACGUAAGAGCAGUAUUGAGAGACUAACGGAUUUAUGGUGUGAUGAGCUUAAACAACACAGAUUGGAUAAAUAUAAGAGAAAAUUAAUGGAAGAUCAGCCCAAGUUUCUGCGGGAUAAAGCUGAUAAACUUAAACAUAUUAUGGCAGAGGAGAAGGAUUUAGGUCUAGAACCUUCAGUUUUCCAGGAGGAUGUGGAUGAAUGUUUACGACGAGCUGUUGAGAUAGAGAACAGAAACCUGGUGGAGGAGAACCAUCCCCAGACCUACCUUGUCUACCAGGAGGAGACCGUCAAGGAGCAGAACGUUUUCCUCAAUUAAAAUUGACAUUUUCCUCAAAUAAACUCAGCGUUUUUCUAAACUUUUUCCUUCUCUAAACGUCUCUAAAACUUUCCUUUUCAUUAAUGCUGAACUAUUUGCAUCGUUUCCCUUAACUCUUAAAACUCUGUAUUUUCCUAAUCUAUCUCAACGCUACUGAAUUGUAUACUGCCUUUUUCCCAACCGAUAAGAUAUAAUUUGAAUUAAGCGUCAUAUUCCUUCUCUUGUUUUCCCAACCGAUAAGAUAUAAUUUGAAUUAAGCGUCAUAUUCCUUCUCUUGUUUUCUUUACCUAGUUUUUUCCGAAGUCAAUUGGAGCGACAAAAUAAUUGAAAAAAAAAUUUCAGAAA